Dracunculus medinensis (Guinea worm) is the source of this 813-nucleotide messenger RNA. The record is from the annotation of a GenBank genome assembly. NCBI's taxonomy places the organism in Eukaryota, Metazoa, Nematoda, Chromadorea, Rhabditida, Dracunculidae.
AUGUGUGUUUCAUUCUUUUAUUUCGAUGAAAAUCCGUCAGCAAAGUAUAAACUUGUUUUUGUUAAUAAUCGUGAUGAAUACCUCGAUCGACCGACAAGCCGUAGUAAAUGGGAAAAUGGAAUUUUAGCAGGAAGAGAUGAAAAAGAUUUGAGUAGAGGAACGUGGCUCUGUAUGGAUAAAAAUGGACGAGUGGCAAAUCUGCUGUCACUAACUGUGCCAAUUUCCAGUUUAAAACGAUCUGCUCUAAGUAGAGGUCGAAUUCCUUUAGAUUUUAUCUAUGGUAAUAAAAGUAAUGAGGAUUUUUGCGAAUCACUUGUAGAUUGCGUUGAAUACUUCAACCCCUUCCAAAUUCUCUGCUUUGAACAAGAUGCAAAAGGCCAGUAUGGAUGUUGCAUUUUUGCCACUGAACUUGUUGAUAAAAUUCGACCAAAAAAGUUAUCACCAGGUGUCUAUGGAAUCGGUAAUACGCCAUUAGAUCAGCCAUUCAAAAAAGUUCAACGAGGUAUUAACCACAUGCAAAAAAUUGUUGACGAAAUAAAAAUUGGUGAUGACUUUUUUACUAGGUGUUUUCCCGAUGAACUUUUAAAAAAACAAUGUGGUACAUCAAAUGAACUGUGUCGGUAUCAAUCAGCUCUUUUUGUUCAGUAUCCUGAUGGAAUAAGAUAUGGAACAAGGACACAUACAAUAAUUCUUGUUGAUCGUUUAAAUCGUGUCACUUUUCACGAGAAAACAAUGAUAAAAGCACCAAAAGUGAUCAGUAAUGCUGAAUGGGAUGAGCGAACAUUCCGUUUUACCUUAAAUCCAAUUUAUUAG